Molecule: messenger RNA, 756 nt
Organism: Equus quagga
Lineage: Eukaryota; Metazoa; Chordata; Mammalia; Perissodactyla; Equidae
Gene: SFTA2
Product: surfactant associated 2
Exons: 3
Coding region: 140-376 (78 amino acids)
Source: RefSeq, a predicted model, not a curated record
UUCCUGCUUCCCCCUCCCCAUUCCCCCCAAACGUCUGUACUAAGGAUUGAGUAGGGUAUAGAAAGGCAGGCCUGGUCAGGAGAGGCCAGCCGGGGCUUCAGGCAUCUCUUCCGUCCAUCGGAGAAGCGAGGUGGCCACAAUGGGGGCCGGACUGCCCCUCUUCCUCCUGCUGACCUUCCUCGGCAGCUCACAUGGAGCAGGGCCAGGAAUGACUUUGCAACUGAAGCUGAAGGACUCCUUUCUGGCAAAUGUCUCCUAUGAUUCCAGCUUCCUGGAAUUUCUCGAAAAGCUCUGCCUCCUCUUCCAUCUCCCAUCCGGGACCAACGUCACUCUCCAUCGUGCAGGAUGCCCACACCACGUCAUCUGCAGAGUCUGAGAGCAAUGGAAGCCUGUGCCCCUCUUGGCCCCAGGCAUUUGGCCCCUGGAGUGCUGGGGGAUGUGCUGGCCCUGUCUUCCAGCAGACCCUCACCCUGCUGAGUGGCAUUAAAUACGCUAAAUCCAAUGAUUUGAGGCUGUGGGCUCAUGAGCAUAGGGCCGGCAACUGGACGCCCUGGUCUCUGAUUCUCCCCCUUGUUAAGCAGAGGGGUUCCGGGAUGGACACUCUCUCCCUCAACACCAGUGACAAAAGCCUAGAAAGAAUCUAGGGAAUUAACUGUUAAGGGAUACACGCACCCCGCACACAUAUAUGCAUGAACAUGAACACACACUUCAAGUGAGAUCUUCAGAACCCCUGGGAAUAAAGGAAAGAAACAAGUA